AUGGCUAGACCACAAGUAAAUUUUUGUAUACCAAUAGGUGAACAAUUAACAGAACUAGAAAAAGCUUGUGGAGUAAAAGAUUAUUCAGCUGAACAAGUAAAAUAUAAUUCAUUAAUUCAAAGAAGAAGCCGAAGAGCCAAUCUUAAAACACUUGCUACUACUGCAGAUGGAAAUAAUACUUUACUUAGAUGGCCUCAACUUUAUUACGCUUUUACUUUAUUAUUUCAAGAUAUAAAUUUUAAUGUGAAUACAGGAAAUAAACUCAUGUUAGAUUUCUAUCAAAUCUUACGUGUAAAUAUCUUUGGUCAUGGAAAUAAUACAUUAGAUUCUCUUCAAGCUGAUGGUACUGAACAAGGACUUUUAAAAUAUCAAUUUCCAUUAGCUCAAGCACAGGAGGUAAUUGAAAAACAAUGGUGCAUUACUCGUAUAUCUAAUGUAGAUGGAAACGCAUUUGUUCAAUUUAAUACUGAAUUUUUUUGGUUCAUAACUGUAUUAGAUAUUAAUAAAUCAUUAAGGUAUUUAAAAUAUAUAACUGAUCAAGAUAAAGAAUCUAGAUAUAAUCUUGGUACCACUUUUGCACCAGGACAAAAAGAAGAAUUUUUAAGAGAACCCU
Molecule: messenger RNA, 613 nt
Organism: Racocetra persica
Lineage: Eukaryota; Fungi; Glomeromycota; Glomeromycetes; Diversisporales; Gigasporaceae
Source: the annotation of a GenBank genome assembly